AUGACGGUUGCAUGGAAAAUAGAUGAUAUGGGUUUGGUUCCAAGAAUUGACGGGCCAAGAGUGUUCACUGCUUUAAGGAUGAAGGAAAAGAGGUUUCUGGAGGCAGCUUCUAUGUAUAGUUUUAUAUCAAGUUACAAAAAACUUAAAUUGGAUCUUUUGCAAAUCAACAUAUAUAAUAUAAUGGCAAUGAAAUCUAUGAUCACCUUGCUAAUCACCCUUUUGGUAGUUGUUUUUGUUGCACAAGAAGCCAAGGCUACUGUUGGUGUUGUAAGUGUCACUGGAACUGUAGUUUGCCCUGUGAUCAAUGGGUCUACUAAUAUUAAUACUACUACCAAUGUCACAAUCCCGACUCCUCCUCGUCUUCCUGUCGUCAAUGGUAGCGUUCAAGCAACGAUACUCGAUGUUCCAGUUGGAGCGAUGGUAAGAACAGAUGGACUUGGACGAUUCGCUGUAACUUUUGUUCGGCCAGUGCUAAGGUCCGUUGAAAACCUGCGACAAGUUACCACCAUUAACGUGACUCCACCACCCACGGCUUGCAAUUCAACCCUCCCCCCAAACACCGUCCUACGAUCCAUCCCGCCAUUACAAGUGGUGAGCCAAUUCAUUCUUUCUGUGCAGUUGAAUACGACAGCAGGAUUCCAGCUGCCUGCAGUCUAAUUAAUAUAUAUACGUAAUGUAAUAAUAGUACGUAAUGUAUAAGAAUAAAGGAAGAGAUCGAUUGAUAUAUUGCACGCUUUGAUGCUCAUCACUCUCGAGUCUCUCCGUCUCCAGUGUAAUAUAAUAUUCGAUCGUUUCCAUAUAUAUAUACUCGAUCCGUAUUAUAUAGUA
Molecule: messenger RNA, 828 nt
Organism: Erigeron canadensis
Lineage: Eukaryota; Viridiplantae; Streptophyta; Magnoliopsida; Asterales; Asteraceae
Exons: 3
Coding region: 1-657 (218 amino acids)
Source: RefSeq, a predicted model, not a curated record